CUUGCACCUCCAACAAUGUUUUCGAUCGCAAACCAUACCAAAUAUAAAUCUCACUAUAUAUGUAUAUAUAUCAAUAUAAAUUGUUUGAAGGGAGACAACUAAUCAUUCAUCACCAAAUCAACAUCUUCAAAAUACAAAGAGCUCUUUUGAAUAUAUAUGGCGGCAAAAGCUGUUGAUCGGGAAAUUGUGUAUGAGGAGUUCGAACCUUUUUGCAAAUGGCAACGCAAGGAGGAUCGCGAUGUUCUUGAAGUCCACCUCCAAGAUUUCAAAAAGGAACAGCUGAAAGUGCAAAUCAGCAAUCAUGGGGUGCUGAAGAUUUCUGGAGAGCGCCAAAUAGAUGCUUCCAAACACAUGAAAUUUUACAAAGAAGUGGCUGCGCCCAACACCAAAUACGACACGCAUGCAAUCCAUGCGAAAUUCGUCAACAGCAACCUCAUCAUCACACUGCCAAAGACCAAAUUACCCUCCUCGCCCGAGCCAUCCAAAACCGAUCAACCCUCCAAACCGAGCGGCGGAGCUCAGGAGAAGGCGCCGCUGCCUCCUCUGUCGGCGGCGGCUGUGCAAUGCCAGCUGCAGUCCUGCCGGCAGCGCCAGUUGAUGGGCUCGAAAUUGGCGAAGAUGGCGGCGAGCCUCGCCGCGACGGUGGUGGCCGUGGUGGUGCUCGCCGCUUAUGUGCAUUUUAUGUACAAAUCUACGGUUGAUCAUAUAUGACUGAAUUUUAAUUGGAAGGGUGGACAUUAAUAUUAAUAUUGAUAUUGGUUUAUAUGUAUGUUUGGUGUUGUAAUAAGGGCUUUUGAACGGAUGAUGUAUGUAAGUCUCAAUCGGAUUCAUAAUUCAUUUGUAACAAUUGUAUAUGUGGAAAAGUAAAGCAUAUUUUAUAUA
Salvia miltiorrhiza (redroot sage) is the source of this 882-nucleotide messenger RNA. Its product is annotated as inactive protein RESTRICTED TEV MOVEMENT 2-like. The transcript has 2 exons. The coding region runs from base 157 to 711 and encodes 184 amino acids. The record is from RefSeq and is a predicted model, not a curated record. NCBI's taxonomy places the organism in Eukaryota, Viridiplantae, Streptophyta, Magnoliopsida, Lamiales, Lamiaceae.